Messenger RNA from Odocoileus virginianus texanus, 3348 nucleotides. The record is from RefSeq and is a predicted model, not a curated record. Lineage: Eukaryota; Metazoa; Chordata; Mammalia; Artiodactyla; Cervidae.
GGCGGCGGCGGCGGCGGCGGUGCAGGCUCCCGAGUCGGUUCGGACGGCCUGUUGAGCCCCCUCCACCCGCUUCCAUAAGGCUUUGCCUUUCCAACUUCAGCUACAGUGUUAGCUAAGUUUGGAAAGAAGACUAAAAGAAGACCCCCGGCCGUUUUCCUUUUUGUUUUUAUCAUAGUCGUCGUCGGAGGCUUUUUGCACAGAGCUGUUGUGUUUUCGGCGGUGCUUUCUUCAGUUUCUUGCACUCCUGUUGACAAACGCCUCAGCAGGAGCGGCAGGAACAGCAGAAGAACAAGCGGGGGGCGUCUGGUGCCAUGACCAGGACAAGCCAGCAGAACCGUCAGGGAGGAUGCUGUGGCUCCUUAGCAAACUACCUGACCUCUGCAAAAUUCCUUCUCUACCUUGGUCAUUCUCUGUCUACUUGGGGGGACCGGAUGUGGCAUUUCGCGGUGUCUGUGUUCCUGGUGGAGCUCUAUGGGAACAGCCUGCUCUUGACGGCGGUCUACGGGCUGGUGGUGGCAGGCUCUGUGCUGGUCCUGGGAGCCAUCAUCGGCGACUGGGUGGAUAAGAAUGCCAGACUGAAGGUGGCCCAGACUUCACUGGUUAUCCAGAAUGUUUCGGUCAUCCUGUGUGGAGUCAUCCUGAUGAUGGUUUUCCUACAUAAGAACGAGCUUCUGACUAUGUACCAUGGAUGGGUUCUUACUUCAUGCUAUAUCUUGAUCAUCACGAUCGCAAAUAUUGCAAACUUGGCCAGUACUGCUACCGCAAUCACAAUCCAAAGGGAUUGGAUUGUUGUUGUUGCAGGAGAAGACAGAGGCAGAUUAGCAGAUAUGAAUGCUACAAUACGAAGGAUUGACCAGUUAACCAACAUCUUGGCCCCCAUGGCUGUUGGCCAGAUUAUGACGUUUGGCUCUGCGGUCAUUGGCUGUGGUUUCAUUUCGGCGUGGAAUUUGGUGUCCAUGUGUGUGGAAUACUUUCUGCUCUGGAAAGUUUACCAGAAAACCCCUGCUCUAGCUGUGAAGGCUCCUCCUAAAGAGGAAACUGAGUUGAAACGGCUGAAUUUAUACAAAGAAUCUGAGCCAAAACCCCUGGAGGGAACUCAUCUAAUGGGUGAGAAAGACCCUGACAUCCAUGAACUUGAACAUGAGCAAGAGCCAAGCUGUGCCUCGCAGAUGGCUGAGCCCUUCCGCACCUUCCGAGAUGGAUGGGUAUCCUAUUACAACCAGUCUGUGUUUCUGGCGGGCAUGGGUCUUGCUUUCCUCUAUAUGACUGUCCUGGGCUUUGACUGCAUCACUACAGGGUACGCCUAUACUCAGGGGCUGAGCGGGUCCGUCCUCAGUAUUUUGAUGGGCGCAUCAGCCAUAACUGGAAUAAUGGGAACUGUGGCUUUUACAUGGCUGCGUCGGAGAUGUGGCCUGGUUCGGACUGGCCUCAUCUCAGGAAUCGCACAGCUUUCCUGUUUGAUCUUGUGUGUGAUCUCCGUGUUCAUGCCUGGAAGCCCCUUGGACUUGUCUGUUUCACCUUUUGAAGAUAUCCGUACUAGGUUCAUUCAAACAGAACCACUUUCAAUUACACCUACAAAAAUAUCUGAAAUCAUCUCUACAGCUGAUGCACACAUGUCAAACGGGUCUGUUCCUGCUAGUACUGUCCCAGAGAUGAGUUCUGAAUCCGUGCCUAUAAUCUCUGUCAGCCUGCUGUUUGCAGGCGUCAUUGCUGCUAGAAUCGGUCUUUGGUCCUUUGAUUUAACUGUGACACAGUUGCUGCAAGAAAAUGUUGUUGAAUCUGAAAGAGGCAUUAUAAAUGGUGUACAGAACUCCAUGAACUAUCUUCUUGAUCUUCUGCAUUUCAUCAUGGUCAUCCUGGCUCCGAAUCCUGAAGCUUUCGGCUUGCUUGUGCUGAUUUCAGUCUCCUUUGUGGCAAUGGGCCACAUCAUGUAUUUCCGGUUUGCCCAGAAAACUCUGGGCUCCCAGCUUUUUGCCUGUGGUCGUGAUGAUAAAGAAGUUACAGAUGCAGAUCAAGCUAAUACUUCUGAUGUGUAAGACAGUUCAGCUGUUGCCACCCCUAGAUUAUGUUACUAGAUUAUGUAGAGCACAUGUGCGUAUUUUGUUCUUCAGAAUUCCAAUAAAUUGCUGGGUGUCUCUCUCUGGUUUUACCAUAGCUAUGCCUUGAGGGCCAAAAGCUAGUUAGGAAACAAGCCAGGAGAAAUGAGCUGGUUAAUUUCCCUUAUAUUUAAGGAUAGGAAAAAAAAAAUAGAGAAAGAGAACCUCAGUUUAAAUACAGAGACUAGAAUAGUAACACUGAUUUUCCCUAUUCCUCAUAAGAGUGUAAAAUUUUCCAUAGAAGAGGGAUUGGUCAGGUGAAUUAAGUUAUUUUUUGGCAGAUAUUUAUUAUCUGUACUAGAAUUCAGAUAUGUCAGUUUGCCCUAACAUUCUUGUUCAAGUCUAGUUAAUUUACUUUUUAAAAAAUCUUAUUCUCAGUUAUAUUAUAAAAACAAAUUCUCUUCCAAGUUUGAAGAUUAAAGUUUGAUAACCAGUAUUAUCCCUGUUGGUCCUAUUGCUGUUAAGGGAUUGAUAUAUAUGUGGAGAAAUGAAAUACUUAACUAGAAUUCUUGAAUAGGGUUUACGGUUUAACUUUAGAGAGCACCUUUGUAUUUUUCUUAUCAGCUAGGGCAGAAUAUUGUAUUAAGCAUAUGUAGCACUUCAUAAAAUGGUUAUUGUGUAAGCUACAGGUAAAAGCAAAGCUAUAGGGUAGAUUUAUAAUACAGUGAAGGCAUGAGGACUUCAAACGUGCCCACAGUUUGGCCAUAGAAACUAGAAGUUAAAAGUCACACGAAGGUCAAGAUCUGGACUUAACUCGUAGAACUAUCCUUCAUGAUCUCUGUCUUGGAACAUGAGGGAGUUGGCAAGUUAAAUGUAGAAAGCAGGCCCAAAUUUGGAAAGGUUUUGUUUUUAUAAAUCAUUUGAUUUACUUUUAACAUGCUCGGUAGAACAUUUUUACUUUUACUGUUUUGUACCCAGAAGUUAUUUUUACCUAGUCGUAGAGCAAAACUGUUCAUAAAUGUAUCCCUUUCAAACGUCUUUGAGAAAAAUGGAGGGAAAAAAAUCCUUUUUUAUAUAUAUUUUUUCAAAACUGUUUUGCAAGUCAUUUUGCAGCAUGCCAAUACCAGCGGCAUACUUUGCCUUAACUGUUCAUGCACUUUCAUGGAGACUGCAAUACAUACAUUGCGCUGAGCACUUUCUUUUUUCUUGAGGUUUAAUCUUUUUCUUCUUUCUACAGUAUGAUGUAAUGAUUUGCUAUGUUGUAAAAUCUUUGUAAAAUAUUUCUAUAUAAAAACAUUUUAGAAAAUCUUGA